Messenger RNA from Cuscuta europaea, 6585 nucleotides. The record is from the annotation of a GenBank genome assembly. NCBI's taxonomy places the organism in Eukaryota, Viridiplantae, Streptophyta, Magnoliopsida, Solanales, Convolvulaceae.
UUCUCGAAGAUGUUUCCUGAUUUACAGUUUCCGCCGUCCGCUCUUUCUCUCCCCGAUACCAAAACGGCGAAGCCUUUUCGUUUCCGUAAUUUGUGCGCGGCAAGUAGAUGAGCUUCACUUUGCCGAGCGCUCAACUGGCGUCAAAGCCUUCCCGGAACCUCUCACCGUCAAUUCCAUUCCGGCAAUGCAGAAACCGGACGCUAGGAGACCGCCGUGGACGGAAGCGCCCAGGAGUCACCGUCCGGUGCAACAUAUUUCCUUCACCUUCACCCUUCCGCUCUCUGUUCGACAAUUUAAUCGUUCAAUUCCCUUUCGUGAAUUCGCUCGAUGUCAUCGCUCCUGCCCUUGGUAUCGCUUCCGGAGCCGCUCUCUACCUCGCGCGUUUCCGCGGAGAUUCAAAUGUUCGUAGAGUUCCGCAGGAAGGCUCAGUUUCAGAAAUUGGCGAGUGGGUACUGGUCACCAGUCCCACGCCGUUUAAUAGGUUUGUCAUGCUGCGGUGUCCUUCUGUUUCGUUCAUGGGGGGAGAAUUGCUGGAGAAUUUAAAUGAGAGUCUGAUGAGAGAGCAAAGCCAUUUCGUGAGACUUUUCAGUGGUAGAAUUCAGGUUGGGAUGAGCGAGGAGAAAUUUGAUGAGAAGUUGGUCUACCAGAGGCUGUGUAUAAGCAUGGAGGAUGGAGGAGUGGUGUCGUUGGACUGGCCAGCAAAUUUGGACUUGGAGGAGGAGUGUGGAUUGGACACCACCUUAGUGAUAGUUCCCGGAACAGCUGAGGGAAGCAUGGGCGACGAUAUUAGGGGAUUUGUGUGUGAAUGUUUGAGGAGAGGGUGUUUCCCAGUUGUCAUGAAUCCCAGGGGUUGUGCUGGUUCUCCAUUGACUACAGCAAGGUUAUUUACAGCUGCUGACAGUGAUGAUAUCUCCACAGCCAUCGAGUUUAUCAAGAAGAGAAGGCCAUGGUCAACAUUAAUGGGCAUUGGCUGGGGUUAUGGUGCAAACAUGCUGACAAAGUACCUGGCUGAAGCUGAAGGAGAAACACCACUCACGGCUGCUACUUGUGUUGACAACCCUUUUGACCUAGAAGAGGCUACAAGAGCAUCUUCUCACUUAAACCAGAAGCUAACUCCUGGAUUGGUCAAUAUUCUGCAAUCUAACAUGGAACUGUUCCAAGGAUGCAAAAAAGGUUUUAAUGUUGAAAAGGCUCUUCUAUCAACAUGUAUUCGUGAUUUUGAGAAAGAAAUAUCUACUGUAUCACACCGGUCUAAUUCCAUAGAGGAUUUUUAUGCAAAAUCUAGUACAAGAGAUCUGAUUGGAAGAGUUAAGAUUCCUCUUCUAUUUAUUCAGAACAAUGACAGGUCUGUUCCAUUGUUCUCUGUUCCACAAAGUUCAAUAGCUCAAAACCCAUUCACAAGCCAGCUUCUGUGCAACCACUUCCUGUUUACUGAAUCCAUUCGAGAUAGAUCAACUGUACCUUGGUGUCAGAAUCUUGCCAUGGAGUGGAUGGCUGCUGUGGAGCUUGGUCUUUUAAAAGGUCACCACCCUCUUUUACAAGAUCUUGAUGUUACCAUUAAUCCUUCAAGUGUCCCAGCCAUGUUGAUGAGAUCACCUGAUGCAAGUGCUAGAGUAAAAAAGAAUUUAAGUCUUCAAAGUUUAGACUCUUCAGAUGGGCACAUCCUAGAGCCUUUCGAAAAGACAUUUGUGGAAAGAAACACUGCAGCAAGCCAAAAUACAGGCUUGUUAUUGCAUGAGGAUAAUGACAAAUUAGUAUCUGGUCGUAGUGUUGCAGACUCUGGGGAAGAGGAGGCAAUGGGUCAUGAUGAUGAUGAUGAUGAUAGAGUCCGAAUGAUACAAGCUGCACAGGUGGUUAUGAACAUGCUUGAUGUGACUAUGCCUGAUGCACUUACAGAAGAACAAAAGAAGAAGGUUCUGACUGCUGUUGAUCAAGGGGAAACAUUGAUGAAUGCUCUGCAAGGUGCUGUACCUGAAGAUGUUCGUGGAAAACUUACAAACACGGUUUCUGAUUUUGUUAAUAAUCAAGGCUCUGACUUGAAAUUGGAUCGUCUCCUGGCUCUCAAACCCAUUCCUUAUGUAACCUCCAGGUCAAAUUCAACUAUCCAGGAAAACGUUAAAGGAGAUUCAAGUCUUGAAGCAGAAAAUGAAUCGUCUUAUUCUUCGGAUGAGGUGAAGGCGGGAGAUUUGCCUAAUGGCUCAAACAAGCAUGCAUAUAGUGCAGACAAUCACUCUGGGAAACAUGAAACAGAAUGGCGGACUUCAGAAGAUUGGCAAGGAUCGGACAAUACCUGUCAGUCUCAAUCAAUUAACUGUUCUGAUAUGGAAACGAAGGACAUGAGUGAUAUACUACAUAAAGAUGAGGAUGCUAAUAUUACUGAUAAAACUGGUUUGGAUUUUAGUAACAGGGAAAAUGAAUUAAAAACAGGAGAAAAAACGAAGAGUUCAAGUGUGCCUGAAAGGGAGUCUGCGAAGGAAAAUAUGGACUCAGAGAAAUACAAAAUGCAAGAUGGUGCAAAAAUUGAGAUGGACUUUAAUGGAGAGAGUUCUAGUCAAACAAAGGAAGAAAAUGUUGGUGAAUCUUCUAGUUAUCAGAACAGUACUAAGCCAAAGAUAGUGGAAAAAGAAAUAUCUCCUGCUACUCCCUCUGAGACCCAAGUGAUGGAAAAAAUGGACGGGGAUAACAUGAAGAGAGAAGAAAAGGGGACGCAAACACAUUCAAACCAAAGUUUACCCAAUUCACCAGUCUUUAGUGCUUCUCAAGCAUUAGAUGCCUUGACAGGAAUAGAUGACUCGACUCAGGUGGCAGUUAAUAGUGUGUUUCAUGUACUGGAGGAUAUGAUUACCCGCCUAGAGGAUGGGAAAAAUGCUGACGAUAAAACGGGUAAUAGAGACAAUAAUGAUUUGGACGACAUUGAGGGGAAAAAUAAGUAUGCUGGCACACCACCUUCUGAUGCUAUUCCUUCAAAUAACCAAUCACACUCUAAAAAGAAAAUGAAAGAGAAGCAUAUGAUUCUUGGUGAAAGUGUAUCAGAAAUGAAGCACUCUGCAGAAAAAAAUGAGGGAAAGAGGCAAGAGGUUUUCAAUGCAAAACUGUCUGUAGAGGAUUCAGCUAAGUACUUAAAUACUGUUUCUCAAAAUGUUCCAUUUUAUACUAUAAAAGGUUGUCUAGGAAGCUCUGUUUACAAAGAAAAAGAAGCAAUAUCUAAGUCAGAAAAUGAUGCUAAUUCUGACAAUAAUGUUGCAUCUCAUGAAGGUUGCUAUUUACGACCAAGAUCAAAGGAUAUAAACACUGAACCAUCUUAUGCAGUUUUAGAUUCUGAGAAGUGGCAUGAAACAAUUGAAAAAUCUAAUGGAUAUAUUAAAGUUGGUGAUGAAAAAUUAGAAAAGCCUUCUGACAGUAUCCGAAAUAUUAUUAUGGACACUUUAAAAGUUGAAGUAGGCCGAAGGCUAAGUUCUGCUGACAUGGAGAAAAUGGAAACUGAACUUUCUAGAGAUCUGGAACACAUAGCAAAUGUUGUUUCUCAAGGAAUAGGAUUGGAUGGCACACUUGCAUCAAAUGCAAAACUCAAGGACUGUGAUUCAGAGAAAGUUGGUACCCUUCAUGCAGAGCAUGUAGUAGAGGUCAUAUCCUCUGCUGUUCAGAAUACCAGCUAUUUGCAAAGAGUAUUGCCUAUUGGGGUUAUUGUUGGCUCAAGCCUGGCUGCACUAAGAAAAUCCUCUACAGUUCAGAAUAAUGGCAAAGGCAAUGACAUGAUCAUUGAUCAAACAAAUAAAAACCCAAAAGAUGAAAAGGGAUCUGAUAUUGCUCCUAAUUUGAAUACUAAUCAGAAAUAUGAGUUGGAGAGUCCUGGUCUCAUGAUUGGUAGAAGAGUUGAUUCUGAAAACAUGACCAAGGUCACCAAGCCCAGAAUUGCAAGUAGAGAAGAUUCAGGGGAUUCAAGCAAAUCUAUUAUGGUUGGAGCUGUUACUGCAGCUUUAGGAGCAUCUGCACUGCUCACCCAUCAUCAGGAUGAAGAGACUGAAAUUUCUUCCAAUCACAGUGGAAAAGAUGUAAACAAAAAUACUCGUACACUUGAGGAUGUGGAUAAACCCCAGGACAACGUAGUCACAAGUCUUGCUGAGAAAGCAAUGUCUAUUGCUAGUCCGGUGGUACCUACAAAGGAUGGUGAAGUGGAUCAAGAAAGGCUGGUGGCAAUGCUGGCAGAGUUAGGACAGAAGGGUGGUGUUUUGAGGUUUAUUGGAAAAUUUGCAUUACUUUGGGGUGGAUUACGUGGUGCUAUGAGUCUUACUGACAAGCUUAUUUCAUUUCUGCGCGUUGCUGAACGUCCUUUUUUCCAGAGGAUUCUUGCAUUUAUCUGUAUGGUGCUUGUUUUAUGGUCACCUGUUGUCGUACCUUUGCUACCAACACUUGUUCAUAGCUGGACUACCCAAAAUCCAUCCAAAACUGCAGAACUGAUAUGCAUUUUUGGACUCUAUAUCUCCAUUGUCCUACUAGUUACUUUGUGGGGGAAAAGAGUCCGCGGGUACCAAAAUCCACUUGAACUAUAUGGGCUGGAUCUGACUUCACUGCUGAAGGUUCAAAAUUUUCUAAAGGGCUUAGUUGGCGGAAUUAUUCUUGUGAUACUAAUUUAUUCAGUAAACUCCCUUCUUGGCUGUGUCCAUUUCCAAAUGCCAAUCACUCUUUCCUCAUCAUCUUCCGCUGCUCUAUCAUCGCUGAAAGUGUUCAGUCAGAUGGCUAUACUAGCUUUUCAAGGAGUAACAACUGCAACAGGGGUUGCAAUUGUUGAGGAAUUACUUUUCAGAUCAUGGUUGUCUGAUGAAAUUGCUUCUGAACUCGGAUACAGUCGAGGAAUAAUCAUUUCAGGACUUGCAUUUUCUGUAUUCCAGAGGUCAGCAUGGGCAGUGCCUGGCCUAUGGAUGUUAUCACUAGCCCUUUCUGGGCUUCGGAAAAGAAAUCAAGGAAGCCUCUCUCUUACCAUAGGGGUACGCACAGGAAUAUUGGCUUGUAAUAAUUUCUUGAAGAUGGGAGGCUUUCUGGUUUCUGAAUCCAAGUUCCCACCAUGGUUUACUGGGGCUUACUCUUUUCAACCCUUUAGUGGGGCUACUGGUCUUGCCUUUGCUUUUUUGCUGGCACUCAUUGUCUAUUCCCAGGAGAUACAAAGAAAGUGUCUAGAGCCAUGAAGGAUUAAUCAUGUGGAUACUGACUUAAGCCCCGUUUGGUAAGAGAUAUUUGGAUGAAAUGGCUGAAUCUACAUAAGUAAGUCAAAGGUUAGAGAAGUGUCUAGAGCCAUGAAAAUUAAUACCAUUUGAAAGUGUCUAGAGCCAUAAAAAAUGGUAAUUAUACCAUUUGUUAUGGCUGAAUUUUGUUCAAAAUAUUUGCCGUUUGUUAUUGAAUUUUCUGAAAUGAAUAGGGUUAGAGACGUCGGGUACAGCCACAUAAGUAAGUCAAAGGUUACUUAUUCCGCUGUCAAUGAAUGCUACAGGACGGGAACAGUAUUGGAAAUGGUAUCUGGACUACCAUUCGGUACUGUUCUCAGUAGUUAAUCCAUCUAGAACUCACACAAGAGAGGACUUAUUUACUCCCUCCGUCCCUAAAAGGAUUGACAAGUUUGAUUGACACGUAGAAUAAUAAAGUAAAAAUUGUGUGGUAGAGAUUUGUGCAGAAGAGAGAAAUAACAGCAGCUACAAAUUGAUUGAUUAAAAGGGAAAGUGUCAAAGUUUUUGGGAUAACCAAAAAAAAGGAAAGUUGUCAAAGUUAUCAGGGACGGAGGGAGUAUUUAAUAGUGAGAUGGGCUACCUACUAAGAGUAGUAUAAAAUAGUGUCCCAACUAUAAGUGUCCUUGUUUAUAUGUGUGCGCGUGUGAGUGUACGUCAAAGUGUGCAGAUUCCAUUUGUACUUCGGAUGUGCAGCUGGAUUCCCGCUGCUACAGAAAAGACUGGGUAAAGUGAAUUCCAUUUGGCAUGUCAGUAUGAGAUGUUAAAUGAUGGGACGAAAGGGUCAAAUUGGAAUUCAGCUAUAAAGUGUGGCUGCAAAACCUAAUCAUAUUUUACCAUGUAUACGAUAGUAUAACAUUAGAAAAGUCAAGUCAAAUAGCAAAACACAAGCAAAAGGGUUAGUUUCAGAAAGAACUGUAUAGCAUUGUGGAAGUACUGUAUGCACUGUGUUGUAUAAGCUCAACAGCCUCAACUUAUGAAAUUUCACCCACUGAAUGAGUGUUGCUGCUGAUAGUCUACACAAUGGCUGUCUCAAUCUUAACCGGAUGUUGAACUUCUAAAAUUGUGGAAUUCUUUCGGCCUCAUCUCUACAAAUAUUUCAAUGAUGAUGAAACCAAUUGCCUGUGGCGGCUUCGAUGAUGAUCAUCACAAUAACUACAUUUGUGGUGGUCUUGAUUAUCCUGUGGUACGAAAAAUGACGUUUGAUUGAUAGUCAUUAGACUAUUCUGUGAAUUCUUGAAGAAGGCAUUUGAUGAUGAUCAUAAUGAUUCUCUUCGUUUUAUGUUUAUGAUAUAAUGGUAUAGAAUAGACUAGCUCCAUGUAUUUCGUAGUCCAUAUUACUGUAUUAGUUACGUAGUACGUGGUAAUA